Messenger RNA from Schizosaccharomyces cryophilus OY26, 645 nucleotides. RefSeq lists its product as uncharacterized. The transcript has 2 exons. NCBI's taxonomy places the organism in Eukaryota, Fungi, Ascomycota, Schizosaccharomycetes, Schizosaccharomycetales, Schizosaccharomycetaceae. The coding region runs from base 1 to 645 and encodes 214 amino acids. The record is from RefSeq and is a predicted model, not a curated record.
AUGUACGAAUGUCUAAGUAAUAAAACCUUUCUUACUGCCACGGCUGGUGGACUGUCUGCUGGUGCCUUUUUAUCAUGGUUCUUGUCUAGUGAUGCUUACUUGGCACAUCGUAGGUUGCCUGCGAGUGCCAAAAAGAUGUUAAGCCUCACAGAUUCUUCAACGGCUGUUCAAAUGGUGGAAAACUUGCAGCGUGAACGAGAACGUCAAAUUCGUUUACAAGAGCACCCUUCUCUAUUUCAAUCUCAUUACUCAUCUAACUUUUUAUCGUUUAAGGAUGGUCUUUUGCCUCUAUUCAAAACUUACUAUGAUUCUAAGAACCACGAGUGGAUCAGUAUUGGGAUUAUGGGAAAGGCAUUAACUGGUUACCAAAAAUUGCAGCAUGGUGGAGCUAUUGCGACCGUGCUCAUUGAAUGCCUCGAAACUGUUAAAAAUCUAAAUUCUGAUGGAAAAGGUCUAAUCCGAGGCGAACCCCAAGAUCCUGUUUUGAUGGAAACCUAUGAUGUUCAUACUCCCUCCUAUACUAUAAAUUACAGAAGACCAGUCCCUGCAGGUGAUUGGAUAAUGAUCCGCGUGAAUGAAAGGGCUGCGAAGCUUUACAAUUCUAAGAAUCAGUUAUUAGCUGAAGCAUAUGAUUUACAAACGUGA